Messenger RNA from Alligator mississippiensis (American alligator), 3547 nucleotides. It is a transcript of the gene FBXO45, whose product is annotated as F-box protein 45. The record is from RefSeq and is a predicted model, not a curated record. The coding region runs from base 54 to 911 and encodes 285 amino acids. Gene Ontology annotation, cellular component: SCF ubiquitin ligase complex; synapse. Gene Ontology annotation, biological process: proteasome-mediated ubiquitin-dependent protein catabolic process; synapse assembly involved in innervation. Gene Ontology annotation, molecular function: protein binding. The transcript is spliced from 4 exons. NCBI's taxonomy places the organism in Eukaryota, Metazoa, Chordata, Crocodylia, Alligatoridae.
CGGGCGGGGGCUGCUGGCGCCGCCCGGAGGUGGGGGAGGGGCCGGCGCCGGCCAUGGCGGCGGCGGGCGGCGCGGGCUGGCGGCUGCCGGGGCGGGUGCUGGAGCUAGUGUUCUCCUACCUGGAGCUGCGGGAGCUGCGCAGCUGCGCGCUGGUCUGCAAGCUGUGGCACCGCGUCCUGCACGGCGACGAGAACAGCGAGGUGUGGCGCAGCCUGGCCGCGCGCUGCCUGGCCGAGGAGGCGCUGCGCACCGACGUGCUCUGCAACGUGCCCACCUACAAGGGCAAGGUACGUGCCUUUCAUCAUGCUUUCAGCACCAAUGACUGCUCCAGGAACGUCUACAUCAAGAAGAAUGGGUUUACUUUGCACCGGAACCCCAUUGCUCAGAGCACCGAUGGGGCAAGGACCAAGAUUGGCUUCAGUGAGGGUCGUCAUGCAUGGGAGGUUUGGUGGGAAGGCCCUCUUGGCACGGUAGCUGUAAUUGGAAUUGCCACAAAACGGGCUCCCAUGCAAUGUCAGGGUUACGUGGCGCUGCUGGGCAGUGACGACCAGAGCUGGGGUUGGAACCUGGUGGACAAUAACUUGCUACAUAAUGGAGAGGUAAAUGGCAGCUUCCCACAGUGCAAUAAUGCACCAAAGUACCAGGAUAACUAUAUUCUACCUACUAGAUUGCCUCAUGCUGCAGUAUCAAUUAUGUGCAGUAUACUCCUUGUCUCAUUCUGUCAGAUAGGUGAGAGGAUUCGAGUCAUCUUAGACAUGGAAGACAAGACAUUAGCCUUUGAGCGCGGCUAUGAGUUCCUGGGAGUUGCAUUCAGAGGAUUGCCAAAGGUUUGCUUGUAUCCAGCAGUGUCAGCUGUGUAUGGCAAUACAGAGGUGACUUUGGUCUACUUAGGAAAGCCUCUAGAUGGAUGACAUUGAUUGGCUCUUUGGGACAUCUGGAUGUGGAUGAUCUGGAGGAGGAAUUUGCAUGUUGGUUAGAGGGAAACUCAAAUUUGAAUUAACGCAUGGAUGCAUAUCCAAGGAACAUCUAGGAAAAUAGUGGAUUGCUGCGGAGGACCAGCCAUACUGCAGGGAUUGUUACAUUUCCUCUUUCUACCAGGCCAGAAAAAUCCUCAGGGUUACAGUUGGUUGAGUGGGCAGUUGACACAUUCAUGUUGCAACAGGUUUCAUUGCUGAGAUGGUAGUGUGUGAUCUCAAAUACUUAAGGAAGAAUUUGAUAGAAGUGGUUGAGGAAAUUAACCUGAGAUUUGUAAGUAGCGUGUUUUGUGAAAGACUCCCAUUUUAAAACUGCUCGUUUGUUCCUUCCUUCCCUCCUUUGGGCCAGCGUGGGUACCAGAGGAGAAUUAAACUGGUUGGGUUUUAGUUGAAAUUUUUAACGUGCUGAGAAGCAUGGUCUGUCUGGACUACUUCUUUAGUAUAUAAUGAGAUAUAAAAUGUGUGCAGCUAUUUUUAAGUGUAUUUUAAAGGUUGUAUAUACAGAACAUGUAAAAAAAAAAAAAAAAAAAAACCUGCUAAAAACAAAACAAAGGGUUUGCUUUGUUCUAACUGGGAUAUCAUUAAAGGAAAAACCACUACAUGACAUCAGAAGAACUUCUGACAGGUGGAAGACCUACACACAAAAGUGUGUGUGUGUGUGUGUAUGUGUAUAUAUAUAUUUUUUUUUUAUUUUUUUUUUUUGUGUUGUAAAGCAUCUAGGAAUGCUCUUGUGGAGUAAGGUGCUACGUUAGUUCAUUUGUAUGUGGCUAAAAGUUUACAUGGCUUCAGCAGUCUUUAUUCUAUCUAUUAAAAAAGAAAACUCCCCAUGAAUUUUGUUUUGCCACAAAUACUGAUUCCUAUGAAAAAGGGAUGGCAAACCUGUUUGUUGUACUAUUUCUCUUGACAUAUAAAAAAUUAUCUUUAAGAGGUCUUACAUUUCCUACUGGACAUAAAAUGAGGCUUUCAGAGUAGUCUGAAAAAUAAUGUUGAACUUCUUGGGGCUAGAUUUUUAUUUUCUAUUUAAGGUGGUUAUUUAAGAGCUUAAUUCUUUAUUUUACUUUAUUUAAUUUGGUUUGAAAAGAAAACAACUCUAAAUAUUGAAGUCUGGGUUCUCCUUAUCUGCAGUCAAGACUAAAGUCUCACCUUUCUCUGGCAGUGGAACUAACUUGUCAGCAUUACACCAUCCUUUGUGGAAGCUGAGAAGGCUGUGAAGCCAAUCAGUUGUGCGCUAAAGAAGUACUUUCAGGUGAUUAUAGCAACUGCUUUCCCAAAAGGCUGAAAGCUCUGCAGAGAUCUAGGAAUCAGAACUCAUGGUAGAGGUGAUACCUUUCAUUAGACCAAUUAGAUUUUUGCCAAAGAAGUCUUUACUUGCAACUAGAGAAAAUCCUUUAAUCGCAAUUAAAUAAUUUUUUUUUUUUUUUAAAUCUAGUUGGUGUAAUAAAAGAGAUCGCCUCUACUACAAGUUUGGAUUCCUUUUGCCUCUAGACUGAUAUGGCUACAGCCUGGAUAUCUGCAGAGCUCUAAAAACUUUCCAACCUUAGAGUAGAAGGAGGCAGGAUUAGCCCCAAACCUUGGUUUCCCCUGUGGUCAUCUAUAUAUCUUGACCUUAAAGUCCUGAGGCUUGCCCUUGGUACUUAUCUCUUGUUUCCCUAGACCUAUUUGAACUUGCUCAGGAUUAUUGACAGAAUGCUUUGUAGUGAGGAAGAAGGAAACAUUUAUGCAGCCUCUUUGUUUAUCUCUGCUAGAAAAUUUAAAUCAUGAUCAUCUUAGAGACACCUUUGUAUGGGCAAGAGAAAUAUGUUUCUGAAGUUAUUGCUAAGAUUUUUUUUGUUUGUUUUUAACCUCAGAGGAAGCCAGGGAAGAUGGUACCUGUGGCUGACUAGGAUGUUUGGCGUGCUACUGAAAAAAUGUGUUUGGAAUGUUUUUUACAUAAUAAGUAACAGGGAUCUGCCCUGGAUCCAAGUAUCUACAUUGUUGCCACUUGAAGGAUUUUAAAGUAUUUAUUUGUUUUGAGUGUUGUUUGUUACUUAAAGGGAAUAUCUGUUGCAGUCAGUUUUUCUUGUCUGUUUGUUAGAAAAUAAAAUCCACAUUAAGAAAAGUUUGAAACGUGGUACUGAAAACAACUGAAUUAAGUAAGGCUAGUAACUUGCAGAGAAAUCUGUUACAUUGACUGUCUAUACAGGCCUGUAAAGUAUCUCUCUAUAUCGCAGAAGCUUAUGAUGUAAAAUUAAACAAAAAAAUAAGGCUGUCCCAAAAUAAAAGAACAGUUUGUUAGAUGAAUAUUCUGUCAGUGUAACUGUGGAAGAUGUGGCUUCUGCACUCGUUUUAUGGAAUCCAAGUAGAUAUAGGUAAUCUUAAGAGCUUUCAGGGAAUUUUGUUUAUAAAUUAGGUUUCAUUUCCAUUUUUCAUGUAACUUUUUGCCCUAUAAUUUCCCUAUAAAUUAGAAAUGGUGGAAGCUGAACAUUCCUAAGGGGUGGGAGGGUAUUCACUUAUGUAAACUUAUAACUUAUUACUUGAGACCAAUACUAGCUGUACAAAAUAUUAAAAUAAACUCUGCUAUAACACAGAAGAAA